AUGAGAAAUUUAAGAGGUAAAAUACAAACCUUUUAUUCUAAAGAAGGGUUGAAAUCUAAAGAGUAUAAAACAGGUAUUUACUAAGGUGAGUAUAAAAACUAAAAAGGUAAUUUAAGAGAAGGAAAAGGAGUGUUCUAUUGGUAUGGAGGUUAGAUAUACAUAGGGCAAUGGCAAAAUGAUUAGAUUGAAGGAUAUGGAAGAGUUUAUUUUCCUUAUGGAGGAUAGUUUAUAGGAUUCUUUAAAUAAAAUAAAGCUUGUGGAAUUGGUAUUAUGACCCUUAGAAAUUAAAAAAUAUAUGCUGGGAACUGA
Messenger RNA from Tetrahymena thermophila SB210, 309 nucleotides. RefSeq names its product MORN motif protein. The record is from RefSeq and is a predicted model, not a curated record. The transcript has a single exon. NCBI's taxonomy places the organism in Eukaryota, Ciliophora, Oligohymenophorea, Hymenostomatida, Tetrahymenidae.